AUGAGCUGGAACCCGACGCAAGGUAUUCGCAAGACAGGAGGAUCAAGAUUCUCCGUCCCAAGGAUCCAACGAGAUGCAGGGAAAGUCACAACUCCUCCCACUCCGGAGCUGUCAGCGUGGAAGACGAGCCCCAAGCAUGCGGACGGAGCAGCCAGGCUGGGAGACACUAGGGUCCUCAAGAUUGUCACUCCCACGAGCGAGCUCGUCGAGGUGGUUCAGAGAGAAGAGUCUCGUGAGAAUGUCAGGACAGUCUGUGCUUCCAUGAGCACCCAGACAGAAGAAGACGACGUUCCGUCCUUGCGCGAGCAGGAGGAGCGUCAUCCAAUCCUCUAUGAUACAUACGUGGAGGAAACACCGGACAUGCAUGGGGACAGUAAUCAGAUGCCUGCAUCAAGAUCAGAUCCGACUACUCACAAGGCUUCAGUGGAUUGGCACGAGACUACUAGAGGCGAUGAUUUGGACAGAGCUGAUGAAGAGAAGGGAGCAAACGUGAAACGCCCGUCAUACAAGGAGGAGGAGGAUGAACUCAAGGCAAUGCUUGCGGACUACCUCUCAGCAGAAGGUCAAGACGGGGCGGGAGAGAUUGAACUCGAGAGGAUUGAGGACGAAACGAGACCCACCACCUCUCAUCGUGAUCAAGAUGUGGCUACUUCGGAGCGGCGACGAAGAAAGCUAGCUCGGAUGGAAGAGAAGGGGACGAAGCAGGGAGCUUCCCCCCGAGAGCUUCAACUUGUGCCUUUCACCUAUCCUUCCCUGGUCGGCCAGUACGACCCGGCAAGCGACUCAGUGGUCAUCGGGCUCGACGUUGGGACACAGGGAGUCCUUGAUCUGCGCGAUCGAUUCACACGUGCUUUCGAGCGAGAGUUGAAUCUCUACUCUGAGAGCCGAGGAUACUGUAGCAGGUUGAAGAGACAGUCUCAUAGUGCGCGAAAGGUCUUCGAGGAUGCUGGGGAGCUGGUCUGA
This is a messenger RNA of Guillardia theta CCMP2712, 963 nucleotides long. RefSeq lists its product as hypothetical. NCBI's taxonomy places the organism in Eukaryota, Cryptophyceae, Pyrenomonadales, Geminigeraceae. The transcript is spliced from 10 exons. The record is from RefSeq and is a predicted model, not a curated record. Bases 1 to 963 code for a protein of 320 amino acids.